Molecule: messenger RNA, 2611 nt
Organism: Sander lucioperca (pikeperch)
Lineage: Eukaryota; Metazoa; Chordata; Actinopteri; Perciformes; Percidae
Exons: 3
Coding region: 260-931 (223 amino acids)
Biological process (GO): negative regulation of BMP signaling pathway
Cellular component (GO): AMPA glutamate receptor complex
Molecular function (GO): protein binding
Source: RefSeq, a predicted model, not a curated record
UGAACUCUCGGAGAGGCAACGACUAUAACUUUCCCUCUUUAUGCCCCCCAACCUCCACCCCCUUCCGGACUCUUUGCAGAAGUGUGCGCAGCCCCAGUAGACAGCUGUCGGAGGAGGACUGAGGUAAUGCCAUGGAUAUUUUCAUCCAUUAACAAUGUAACAAACUCGGGUAAUCUGUCUACCAAAUCCCAGCUGGACUGCAGUGGCUGUUUUUUGGUAACCUUUUUUGUUUUGGACAAGGCGAAUCAAAUAAAUCAACAUGGUUUUCAGUGAGCGCCUUUCCUUUGAGCACAGAAUACGCACGGCCGUUUUGGCACUACUGCUUUGCGCACAGGCCGGUUUUGGCUUCUCAGUCGCCGCACAGCAGGAAAGCACCUGCGAGGCCAACGGCAGCAUAUACUUUGUGGGGGAAUGGUAUUUUCUGGACUCUGAUCACUGCACCCAGUGUGAAUGCACCACCGAGGGCUCCGCAUGUUCCCGCACUGAGUGCACUUCGCUCCCGGCUGCAUGCAUCCAUGUCAGCCACUACCCCACCGACUGCUGCCCCAGGUGCGAGAAGAUCGGGUGUGAGUACCGAGGAGUGGUGUACGAACUGGGACAGAACUUCCAGCCAUCAGAAUGUGAGCAGUGCACUUGUGACAGUGAUGGCAUCGCCCGCUGUCUAGUUGCAGAUUGUGCCCCUCCACCAUGUGUCAACCCUGUCUACCAGCCUGGGAAAUGCUGCCCUGAAUGCAGGGAGGGUCCUAACUGCUACGUUGAUGCAUCACGCAGCCAGGUGAUUCCUGCAGGAGAACCCAUCUGGGUCGACUCCUGCACCAAGUGUCGUUGUCACGAUGGUCAGGAUGCCGGCUACUGGGAGGGAAACCGUGUCGCCACCUGUUCCCGCCUCAAAAACUGUACGCCUGAACAACAGUCUCCCAAGAAAAACUGAUUCCCUCUGCCAGCAGAGAACCAGCUGUUACCCUAAAGUAUACAGUCCCUGAUGGCUGAUCAACUGCACAGCUUCGACCCUUUAAGAACAUGCUGAACCCUCCUGUGCUGCUGAAAAUGGAUAAUCUGCAACUUCAAAAAUUCAAGUUUUUUGGGAACUGAACUGAACAAGAACCAAAUAUAUCAUUUAAAACAAACACCAAAAGCCAUCAGAACAGAUCAGCUGCCAUUCCACAAAGACUUUUCAUCCAGGAUUUGGACUGAAGAGACCCACUGAAUUUGCCACUUUGGUGGACAAGGCUACCCAUGAUCAGAACAUAGCUAAAUAUUACAAACAAGGUUGAAAUUCAAAGCUGAUUAGACAGACCGGUCAAAGCUCCAGGUUCUCUGUAUGUCAGUGGGUUUUGGGAAUUUGAUUACCUGCAAAGUAUAAUAUCAACAAAGACAUUGCUAUAUAAAGUUGUGGUCCUGUUAUGUAGAUGGACUCGGACUCAAUAUCUGGUUAUAAUAACUUUAUUAGUUUAGAAUAUAUUGUGCUUCCAUGGUGCAUAUUCCUAAAUUUAGUUGUGUUUAAUCAAAUUACCACAAACUAAUUGAGUACACAAUGCAUAGAGGGUGGUUGGUGGAGGAUCAAUCCCUGAUGCCUAAAUCAGGCCAUGUUGUAUGUUAAGAAGAACAGACUUUAUCCCGUUAGCCGAGAAGAUGGUUUGUAGUCCUUGUAAACCACUGAUAACAGAGAAAUUAUGAAGGAAAUCAAGACUAAAACUCUCUCCAUUUAAUAAUAUAAUAUGGAUGCAGUGAUGGAAAAAUAAGAUGGUUUAUUUACAGGGUCUCAAACACCCUCAACCCCUGAGCCUAACAGGAAAAUCUAUAAUUAAACAAUUCUGACUGGAACUAGAACAAACAAACUUGUACCUUGAAAGGUGACCGCACUCCAGAUAUUUACCCUUUUUAUAUUUUAUCUGCCUCUCCACGGUUUCUUUCAAAAAGUUUUUAGAGUUUUAAGAGGGAGAGAAUAGUAAACUUUUAUACAAGCUAGUUACCCAGGAGGCAUACUUUUUAAUUUACAGACACCUGUUUUGGGAUACAACUGGCAACAUAACAAGGCCACUGAGAUUAUUGGAUGAUAAGAAAUUGUAAUUGACCUGUCACGGGUUGAUGCACCAGCCAAAUGUAUGCACAGCUGUGAUGCAAUUUAGACUAGGAAAUAGCUUAGCAAAGCAAUUAACAAUUUGUAACUGUCCUAUAAAUUCUACAGUUCAAUUUCGGGGCUAAUUGAAAUAGAAAGUAUGAGACUGUGGCCUAACAUAUGACUGUACAGUAGUUGUAGACAGAAGGGAUAUUUGAAAGGGUUGUUAUUUGUGCAUGUACUUUAUUAAUUUCUCAUUAGAAAUAAUGUGUAGACUUUCUUAGAAACAGCCUGUUAUUUCCACUGUUAUCAAAGAAAUUGACCUUCUUUAGAAAGAUCUUCAGUAUAUGAUGAAAGAGAAGUGUAUUGUCAUUUUAUAUAGGUUUAUAUGCAGCAGAUCUUCCUACUGUUAUUUGUCAUUAUCUACCAAUUUAAUCAUGAGGGAUCUUUGAAUGAAAACCAAAAAUUAUAUUUUCUUGUUAUAUGUUACUGUAUGUGCAGUGUUGAAGCCUACAAUGGCAUUUACUACUUUAUAAAUAAGACUCCCAAGCU